UUCCGAAUUCUGAGAGCCGUAAUCUAGCUCCAAAUUCUGUGAGUCGUAAUCUAGCUCCAAAUUCUGUGAGUCGUAAUCUAACUCCAAAUUCUGAAUACUCAUAUUCAAAUCCGAGUUCUGUGAGUCGUAACCUUGUUCGAUAG
Dentiscutata erythropus is the source of this 143-nucleotide messenger RNA. The record is from the annotation of a GenBank genome assembly. Lineage: Eukaryota; Fungi; Glomeromycota; Glomeromycetes; Diversisporales; Gigasporaceae.